AUGGUUACCGUUGGCUAUAUUGCUCCAGUGGCCGAGUUGCUGAAGUACAAAAAGCAAAGCGCCUCGACCUACGACGAGGGUGGCCGGACGAAAACGAAGCGAGUGCCGACGGUGAAGAAGGAGCUGAGCACCCAGAAGGAGAUCCUGAUCGGGAACAACGAGACGCAGGUGCCCAAGAGCCUCCUACCUCCAGAGGAUCCUGCGAAUCGUCUGAACGAGGAAACCGACGCGAUCCGGAGGAGGAACGUGGGAUCGAACGGGGUGGCCGAGUUGCUGAAGUACAAAAAGCAAAGCGCCUCGACCUACGACGAGGGUGGCCGGACGAAAACGAAGCGAGUGCCGACGGUGAAGAAGGAGCUGAGCACCCAGAAGGAGAUCCUGAUCGGGAACAACGAGACGCAGGUGCCCAAGAGCCUCCUACCUCCAGAGGAUCCUGCGAAUCGUCUGAACGAGGAAACCGACGCGAUCCGGAGGAGGAACGUGGGAUCGAACGGGUCGCCGAAGCCGGAGGAUCGAUCCUACCCCGAGAGAUCAGAGGGGGAGGAAGAGAUCCUGGAGAGCAGCGAAUACCCAGAGUCGCGGAAGGUGCCGAAGAAGUUGGACAAGAGGCAAGAAACAGUGCUGAAGAAUCUGCAAUCCUACUUGCUGACGGAGUACGCGAACGAGGAGAAGCAACGACAGAAGCUGCACGAACUGUGGGCUCGGGAAAACGCUCUGUUGGAGAAGUUGCUGCAGCUUCUGGCGAAGGUAGCCGAGAACCCGGGCCGCUGGGACCGCGAGCAGGAACUGCAGGCGAACUUGGGAGACGAUCCAAAGGGGUCCAGGGUCGAAUUGGACCCGGCGAAACGCAGCUACGAGUCCACGCCGAGCCUGUUCACCAGCACGUCGCAGUCCGCGAGCGAGUCGAGGCAGUCGAGGAAGAAGCUGAAGAAGAAGAAGAAGUCGAGUCACAGAUUUUCCACGACCACCUUGAUGUCAGUGCCAGCGACACCCUCGUUGCUCACCACCACGGAAACACCCUGGCAAACGACGCCUGUUCAGUGGCGUCUGGUAGCCGAGAGACUCUUCAACUCACCGACCUGGCAACAGGAUCUCCAGGCCGAGAAAGCCGUCAGUCCGCGAUUCUCGGCUCAACAGAGCGCCAGGAGCCUGGCUGCCACCAGAGAGCUGAUCGAACAGAACAAGUCUAGGAGCAACCCCAAGACCUACUCACCCGAUAGGAAACCGAUACUGUCGGACCAAGUUGGCGAACUCGGAAAUCAAAGGCUGAUGCGGUUUGGCAAGAUUGCGGCUCGUCAGCCUGGUCACGUCCAGCCCAGGGAGUUCGCGAGCGUGUACGACAGGCCUACAGACCUGGAACGCGUGCCGGACUACGAUAUACCCGAGUCGUAUCACCGAUCGCGAUACAGCCAACUGCCACCGACCACCCGCGAGUACCUGCGAAGACUCGAGGAAGAGGAUCAAGGCGACCUGGACGAUGCGGCCUUCCGACGAGAUCAGGAGCACCAAUCGCAUCCUCGAGACUUCGCGUUAAGCAAGAGCUGGCCAGAUCUGUCCUACGGGUACAAUCCAUCCUGGAGGACGGAGGAACGUCCAAUGUUGCCUAGAAGACAGCCCGCGAGCGACACCAAGUACUGGCCUCAGCGGGGGAGCUUCUUGCCAGUUAAUAAGAGCUACUGGUCCGCUUUGGAGAACGAGGAGGAGGCGGAACAGGAAGCGGAGGCAGAGAAGAUGUGGCAGCAACAGCGAGUGCAGAAUUCCUGGAACAGGGACAGGUCCAGCUGGCCGGUGGAGAAGCCUCUGAAGGUGCCUCUGCCGUGGCAGCAGGAUGAGAGACCGGGGAAGCAGUACGAUCGUGAUCAGAACGGUGUCUGGGAGAAGAGCAAGAACCGGUCAGAGUCGAGUAGAUCAGCGCUGAAGGAGGAGAACAAGGAGAAGGUCGUGCUGCCGCAAAUCACGAUGAAAACGUGGAACAGUCUGACCUCCGACCCGGCUACUUGGCCGCACAAGCUACCCGGCGCUAAGCCGUGGCCAAAAGACGAGAAUGGGAAGUCGUACAACCCCAACGCCGACUUGGUGAAGAAGUUAGGCCUGGACCAGCAGACUAGUGGCGCCUGGGUGAAAGAAGACGCUGAGAAGUCGAACGGCGAGAGGAAGCCGAAGGACGAGAAGCAGAACAGGCUGUUCUCGAGCAAGGAGUUCGCGAAGGAGGAGAAAGUGGCUCGCACCGAUGGUCCCAAGUACAAACCCAACGACGAUAGGAGCAAUUUCAGCGACUACAAGGCGAGGUCUGGUGAAUCGAUGAAAUCCUGGGCGAUGCUGUCGGACUCGAAGGAUUCUAAGGAAUGGACGAAGAGCGAAGAUAUGCAGGGUGACGAUGCCGGUGCUUGGAGGAGAAAGUACGAGGAGAAAAGCCCGUGGCCCGACGAAGCCGCCUUGCCCAAGAUCCAAUCCGUGGGCGCCUGGGUGAUGGCAGCCGACCAAUCUACCUGGAAGCCUUACCAGAUGAAACCGAUGGAACCCUCCGACGAGAAUACCUCUCGAAGAUGGUCCAAGCCACUCGGUAGAUCAAACACCGACGCGAAAUGGGCGAGCAAGGGAUCUUGGCCCGAGAAAGCCAACGAUUCCUGGAUGGAUCAGUCCAGCAUAACUCUGUGGCCAGAGAAGUCGAGCGUCCCAGAACUCUGGUCAGAGAAAUCGGGCAAACCGAGCUCUUGGUUCGCGAAGACGAAAGACCCGGACAGUUGGUCGUCGAAGCAAGGCAACUCGGACUCGUGGAAGAUGAAAGGGGACUGGCUGACGAAGCCUGAGUCCAGCUCUUGGAUGUCGAAGCUCGAGGACAAGAGCUCCUGGGCGCCGAGGAGCGGCUCCUGGUCGACGAAGUCAAACGAAUCCUGGACGUCCAAGACGAACGACGACGUGUCCAAGUUCAACGGAGACCCCUGGUCCGGGAAGAUGAAAGAGGAAGACCCAGGGGACACCUGGGCCAGGAAGUCGAGCGAGAACGGCUGGAACUCGAAGGGUAACGAGCUGUCUCCGUGGCAGCAGAAGAUGAACGACGAGUGGAGCUACGGGAAAACGAGCUCGACCGGUACGUGGCCCACCAAGUGGAAGCAGUUCGCGUAUCACAGGGUAACCGCGAUGCCGAUCUCUAAACCAGGAACCACCGCAGACGCCGCCUCGUCCAAGUCAAAAAACGCGUUCGUCGCGGUGUCCGCGGUCUCCUCGCCCAAGUACACCGGAAACGACUGGAGGAAGAACGAAGACGACACAAGAAACGAAAAUGGCCACGGGGACGAGCAGGAGCGAACGGGUAAUCAGCUGCAAGUGGGCCUGGAGCGACCGAUCUACGCCUGGAAGAAGGAUCCCGUGCUUCGCGGCGGUUCGACGAAAGGCAAUAGCAGCGACCCGCUGGAGAACCAGCUGGAGGCACUCAGGCAAAUUGACUUCUGGUCCUACAAAGAGAACGAGGCCGAGAAGAGACUGGCAUCGACGAGCGCGACCACGGAGACGACGUCCACGGCCCCGAUAAGCAACUCCACGACGACCACGGCGCAGCGUCGCGGCGCCAUGAUGACAGGAAACGGCAACGGCCUGAUCGAGACGAAUCGGCGGAUGAUCUCGAUGAAAUAGAUCGAAGCUUCACCGUAGAUCCUUGAUCUUGCCCGAUGGGUACCGGUCUGUUCAGUCGACAAUAGGCUACGCGAAGUCUCCGAGCAAUUUCCAACGACUCUCUGGCCCCCUGCCAAGGUGCACCGUAGCCUACCAGUCCGCGAGCAGAGCACGAUCCUGAGAUUUACAAUUUCAUCCACGCCACGCCGAAUGGGGAGCCCUCUCUCGCCUUGACAUCUCUACCAGAGUCUUAUUUUUACGCUUCUUCCACCGUCCCCUUCUAUUCUGUAACGCUGUAACUCCUAUUACUCUGUAUCCGUAAUACUUGCUCGCUGUUUUCUAACCCCUCGUUCCGCUUUAUUUCGCUUUAUUUCGCUUUAUUUCGAGAAUUUCUGUAAACGACGCUGUGCACCGCGUUUCGCGGAGCAUCGUUGAAUCUCGUUGACCCCUGCGCCAUGCUUGCCGUGCUUGCGUGGACGCGUAGAAAGAAUCAAUGGCUCGGGGAAAUGUUGCUUCCGAAGGAAAAGGGAAACGUUACCUUUUUCCUCCCUGUAUCUUCGUUCCCCGUACUCUUAUUUUCCCGCGCAAAGAGGUCGAACUUCAAAACCCUUCUGCCAGUUUGCUGGAUGGCCAUCAACCGACAGGGUCGAUUUCAGCGUCGGCGGUCCUCGAAUUUCUCAACUCCCCGCUCGCUGGCUCUCCUCGACGGCCUUUUCUCCCUCUCUCUCUCCCCUUUUCGCCCUUUCUUUUUUUACCUAGCCUGGAUUUCCGGAAGCAAUUUUCCCAAUAGCGGUAUUCGCCCCGAAACGCUCUUCAUCUCGAAUUUUAUUUUUAUUUCGACCCUUCGAAGCCCGGCAAGAGAAUGAAUCCUAAGACGCAAGGCGGAAGUCCGGAGAGAGGAGGACCCCCGGCGUAAGCUCCAUAGCUGUCCACGGGACCGGAAGUGGAGUUCGCAGCUCGAGGACCUGCUCGCAAACUCGCUCGUUCCGGGGACAAAGGACUCUUAGGCUUCGAAUAAUUCGAGGGAAAAAUUUUAAAUCAAAUCCUCGCAUUUACUUUGCAUCCGCUUUAAGUAAUUAAAGUCCUUUCGCAUUCCACGGGACUUCUAUCGCGCUGGGAAGAAAGUCGUCGAGCUGAGACUCGUGUAUACCGGGUGGACCGAUGAAAACAACCAUUUAAAGUAACUCCCGAGUACUCGCAACUAGCGUACGUUCCACGUCUCUCGAGAUGUCGAGGUAAAUCUUCGGUUUCUCGACUAGCCUUGUAUAUUUUGCAGAAAUGCCUUGCGUUCACCUCGGAUGAACGAUUAAAAUCGAAGGAAAAUUCGUGGACAGUGAUUCCUACGAGAUCCCACUGAAGAAAGGAAAGCUGAUUACCUCGACGUCUCGAAAGAUUCGCGACUUGGAACAAUCCAAGCCGAGCCUGGUAUCUCGCGAAAGCAAAGAGAAAGAAGCAAACGCAGGAAAAAUUUUAUCGGGAACAUGCUUCGCCUGGAUUGGUGGAAAAUAUUUUAAUCGAGUGGCCUGAUAAUCGUUUGAUAAUCGGCCCUGGAAGUAAUCGCGGCUAAUUAAUUGCUAUAGCAGAUUACACAUCGCGAAAGGUAGAAUGUCUGAGAUUAUCGAUGAUAAAUUAUAAAUGGCGGCGGUUCACGGUGCACCGGUCGAGGGGCUAACGUAAGAGCUUGUACGCUUUCGCAACCACGGAAACUGUGUAACUUCGCUGCGCAGAGAGUUUAGUAGGAAAUCGAGCGAAUAUUUUUUCUACGGGACUGAAAUUGUCGGUCACGGCCUAACGCCGUUGAAUUCUAGCAAACUGUUCAACCCUUCGAGUGCCCUUAACGCAUCGCGAGUUGGUUCCUCUUGUCUGUUAGAGAAGCGGAAGAUCGAAAGGCAACGGCCACGAUUGCGGCAGAGAGAAAAGGGAAAGCGAGCGAACGAAUAAAACAGUAAAAAAUCGAAACAAAUUGCGUCAUUUCGAAUUGAUCAAAGCGAUCUCGAGAGCGUGUACCAGCGACUUUCAGCGUGUCAACCCGGCCAUCUCUGCGUUCGCCAAUUCGUUCGGCGAUGCUGGAAUUAGGGAACAAGCGGCGAGCAAGAAGAAUCCAUGACAAUAUUUGACAAGUGGCAUUAAGAAUCUAGGAAGCUCGUCCAGCUCGAGGAAGAGGUAUUAUGGGAAACGUGGGAGGAUUCGAGCGCGUUGUUCUUUGUAAGAUAAACCAAGUCGUUGGGUGUUGCUGUGAGAAUCGACGAUCGAGCACCAUGGUCUCUUGGCACCCUUUAACCUAAUUGGCGAAAAUGAUCGUCUGGUUGACUCGGGAAUAGCGGGGAAAUUGGUACGUCUUGACGUUUUAAGAUCGCGCGUGCAUCGGUAGGAAACGAGGCCAGCAGGAUUUUCUCGAGGAAAUUUGUCAGAGAAAAGAGGACAGUACCGCGUUAGAGUGUCGCCUUCGAUUUACAUAUCAUUUAUAUUGAAUUUCGUUUAACGUCGCAACUCGCACCGACGAGCCUCGAGGCAGCUCGAGGAGCUGCAGAGCUGUUGAACCGUAGAGGGUAAGCUCGGCGAGUGUAUCGAUUGGGG
Eufriesea mexicana is the source of this 6189-nucleotide messenger RNA. RefSeq lists its product as uncharacterized. The coding region runs from base 1 to 3633 and encodes 1210 amino acids. The transcript has 8 exons. The record is from RefSeq and is a predicted model, not a curated record. NCBI's taxonomy places the organism in Eukaryota, Metazoa, Arthropoda, Insecta, Hymenoptera, Apidae.